This is a messenger RNA of Chaetomium strumarium, 2556 nucleotides long. RefSeq names its product heterokaryon incompatibility protein-domain-containing protein. The coding region runs from base 163 to 2316 and encodes 717 amino acids. The transcript has 2 exons. The record is from RefSeq and is a predicted model, not a curated record. Lineage: Eukaryota; Fungi; Ascomycota; Sordariomycetes; Sordariales; Chaetomiaceae.
CACAAAUCCGAGCCGACCACCACCCUUCAAUUCAAUCCGCACUUGAAGGACACCCAAUUCUCAGCCCGACACCCCCGCAUCACAGCAACAAGGCCUCAACUACCUACAGUACCUCAGCAAAGCGCUGCCGCCAGAAAGCAAAGGCAUCAAUAGCGCCCAAAUAUGGGGAAGCAGUGCCACAGGAUACACCGACCAUCGCCGGGUGACCUUUACCGGCAACCACUCUCAGUGACAGCAAAAGGACGCGAAGAGGGAUGUAGUGAGUGCAAGUGGGUUCUUGAUCUUGUUGAGGCCAUCAAGCCUGGCUGGACGGCCGAAGGAUUGAGUGAGAAGUACUGUACUUCAAAAGGCCGCGACGGCUGGAAUCUCUCCGAUGGUCGAGGGUUCAGGGAGGGGUUUACUGUCCGCAGUAAGGCCACAACAGAGCACCUUUAUUCCAACCGCUCUUCAGAUCCUUGGAUAGGCCAAAGCUUGGCUGUGAUGUCCGAUUCCGGGUCUGCAGAGGCAUUUGAUCGCAUUCGCCACUGGUAUACCAACUGCGUUGCGAAUCACUUCCACGACGACUGUAACAGCCACGAACCUACCAGCAGGCCUCAUUUGCGGCCAGCAACGGCAUUUGAUCGCAUUCGCCAUUGGUAUACCAAGUACGUCGGGAAUCGCUCUCACGACGAGUACAACAGCCACGCAGCUACCAGCAGGCCUCGCCGACUCGUGGACCUAACUGGGAGAGAUAACUCCAUGGUGAGGCUCAUCCAAGCCAGCGAGCUACAGGACGCACCUCAAUAUGCAUGCCUAAGCUAUCGAUGGGGGGAUGAUUUGGAAGGAGUGUUGACGACGACUGCGAGUAACAUUCAAGACAGCUUCAGCGGCGUCCACGUGGAGAGACUGCCCAAGACCAUCAUCGACGCCAUCACGGUGUGCAGAGCCUUGAAUAUACCUUACCUUUGGGUUGACUCUCUUUGCAUCAUACAAGGGGACCCAGACGAUUUCGCGAUUGAAGGUGCAAGGAUGGACGAGAUAUAUGCCAACUCACACCUGACAAUAUACGCUAAGCACGCUACAUCGUGCAAAGACGGCUUCCUCGGCCCCCAGGCCCGCGGUCGUGAGGAUUGGCAGCGGCUAACGUCCCUGAAAGGCCCCGGUGACACCCUGCUUUUCAUCAGGCCGGAUCAACCCGGUGAAAGUCAUGAAGCCCGGUGCGUGGCGGCCCUAGACACACGAGGUUGGUGCUUCCAGGAAUCAAUCCUGCCCAAGCGCCAGCUUAUUUACUGCGGGGACGAGAUGAUGUGGAAGUGUCAGCGCGAUUGCUUCUGCGAAUGUGGCCAUGUUAUCGAGUCCGCGUGGUCUUCAAGUUGGCAUAACAAAAUGGAGCGUUUGGCGCGAGGCGCCGAUUACUCGCUCCUUGAUCACGUCUCUGUUUGGAUGGAUGUUGUCCAAGGCUUCUCACCUCGGCUCUUGACGAGGCCAACCGACAAACUCGCUGCAGUGUCUGGUCUGGCAAGAAGGGUGCUUGAUUGUUCUAAAUCCGUCGAUGGACCCGGAUGCCAUGAUACAUUCCAUGCGGGACUGUGGAGGAGCGAGCUCAUCAAGCAGCUCUCUUGGGUACCGACGACGUCAUUGCCACGGCGACGUUUAGACAACGAUGUUCCGACGUGGUCAUGGGCAUCCCUUGAGGGAGCCGUGACAUACAGCUCCACCUACAGACAACAGUCCUCCUUGCACGCGCAAGUUCUCGAUGUUGUCUGUUUCCCGGCUCAUCUCAGCAACCCUUUUGGCCCUGUUCAGCCUGGUGGCUACCUCGACAUUUCAGCCCAACUAUUGCCGGUUAAGCUGGCGAUACUGGACGCGGAGAGACGCCCACCCAUUGACCAUGAUGACCAGCCCCCUCUGUAUCUGAUGGAAGAACAGGAGGCAAAGACUCCCCGGAACUGGGUCGAAGUCCACAUUGACGUAGAGGCGGAAAUCUUGCCCCUAUUCCGCGAUCCGAGUGGGCCGGUGUGUUGGCGCGGCGACCCUGAGUCUUGCGGGACCCCAGGGUGCGCCUGCCGAUACCUGAUAUCAAAAAAGUCCUUCUUUUGUUCUCCGCUGUACACAGACUUCGACCCCGAUCUGGUUCGAAACAGGAGUGGUCGUGAGCUGACAACAGAGCCAACAGUAUUCCAACCAAGGCCACCACAAACAAUAUUCCUAAUUCUAGAGAGUACUGGUAAUGACAAGGUGUAUCGGAGGGUAGGAGUUGGAUGUCUUUGUUUCGAGUGGGAGCGCGGCAAAUGGUCGAGGAAUCUGACGACUAUCUCUAAAAUACGGAUUAUCUAGAGAAACCGUAAACGAGGAGAAGUUGGUCAUGUGAAACAAUCGAUUUCUGCGAGUGUGGCGGCAGAUGAAAAACGGCGAGCGAUAUGUAUUAGAGGAAGGAAGCGCUUGCAGGAAGCCUGGAAUCGCCGUUCAACUAGUGGUUGUCAAAGGUCAAAUGGCUGAAUGACAGCUUAGGUACCUAGUGUUCCUUCACUCUCUUCGAUAGACUUUUCCGUAAAAAGGAGCAGCUGAAAUGACUCA